AUGGCGUACACCCACUCGCACAUCAUGGCAUCAAGACGACAUCCGCCUAGUAGAGUCAUAAUCGAACUGGAUGAGUACAGCUCAAACCCGACACAGGCAUUCACAUUCUAUAAUAUUAACCAAGGACGUUUUCAACCACCACAUGUGCAAAUGGUGGAUCCUGUACCCCAUGAUGCCCCCAAACCACCUGGCUACACCCGAUUUGUCUGUAUUUCCGACACCCACUCAAGAACUGAUCUCAUCCAGAUGCCAUAUGGGGACGUUUUAAUACAUGCCGGAGAUUUUACAGAGCUUGGAUUGCCUAGUGAAGUGAAAAAAUUUAACGACUGGCUGGGAAGUCUUCCAUACGAAUAUAAGAUUGUCAUAGCAGGAAAUCAUGAGCUGACAUUUGACCAUGAGUUUAUGGCGGACUUAAUCAAACAAGACUUCUAUUAUUUUCCUUCUGUAUCCAAGUUGAAGCCAGAGAAUUAUGAGAAUGUCCAAUCGCUGCUCACAAACUGUAUCUAUCUUCAAGAUUCUGAGGUGACAGUGCGAGGAUUCCGAAUAUAUGGCUCCCCAUGGCAACCUUGGUUUUAUGGCUGGGGAUUUAACCUUCCUCGGGGGCAGGCCUUACUAGAUAAAUGGAACCUUAUACCAGAAGGCACAGACAUACUUAUAACACAUGGACCACCCCUGGGAUUUUUAGACUGGGUGCCAAAAAAAUUACAACGGGUGGGCUGCGUGGAGCUGCUAAACACAGUGCAGAGAAGAGUACAGCCAAGACUGCAUGUGUUUGGUCACAUCCAUGAAGGCUAUGGAGUAAUGGCAGAUGGGACCACUACAUACGUCAAUUCCUCAGUAUGUACUGUGAAUUAUCAGCCGGUUAAUCCUCCUAUAGUAAUUGAUUUGCCAAAUCCAAGGAACACGUGA
Messenger RNA from Staurois parvus, 909 nucleotides. Lineage: Eukaryota; Metazoa; Chordata; Amphibia; Anura; Ranidae. The record is from the annotation of a GenBank genome assembly.